CAUGUGUCUCUAAUAUUUUCAGAGCAAUAGUGAGGAAUGCUGCCACCGUGGCUGCAGAUUGUUCUCCAUGAUGGAGUUCCUGUAUGACAAUGUCAACAAAACUACAAAAGUUUGUUACUCUUCUUGUUCAGAAGCUUAUCCAGACAAAGAUGAUUUUGAAGCAUGUAAACUUGGGUGCAGCAGCCAGAAACCUUUUGCAUUGGACCAUAUACUUAGGGAGGACCCAUGGGAGCAGCAGAUUCAUUUUAUGAGUCCAAUGAUGUACAUGCACCAGUGGUACAGUAACGUGUUCAACAACAUAAUGAACCAGGCAACUGUCAGCUGGACCAUGUACAUGAGAGACAAUGACGGUAGUGUUGUUGUUGUCAAGUCGCCAAAACAGUUCAAGGUGUACGAACUUAGAGGUGCUGAUGAAGAUUCCAGUGAUGGGUACAACACAGCCAGCUCACUAGAGACAAACAUAAAACCAAUGGACAACUCUGCUACACCAUUCCUGAAAAAUCCCGCCUACAAUCCCAGCGUAAUUGACGAUGACCUUAUUGACCUCUCUGCGUUACAAGAGGAAGCCAAUGAUUGGUUGUCAUGUGUUGCCAAGAAGACAGGGAUCUCACGACUCAUUCUCAGCUGGUUGCUACUCAUGUGUGCUAUAGUUAUGAUCUGGCUGUGCCUGUCAGCAGCAGUUACCUCCCCUGAACAGAAAGUCUACACAGAACCACAGAAGCUGAGUAUAAAUGGGGACCAGGAAAUCAUUGCGGAGAUGCUUGCAAGAGGAAUCAAACCAACGUAUCCUAUAGAGAAGAAGAGUGAACUCCAGUCUCUACCAAUCAAGAUCAGUGUUCACAGAAUAUAAAUCCGUCUCCUGUGAUACGUACUGGAUGAAAUAAUCGAACCUCUUUCAUAUUGUAGAUGCUGAGAUAUGAGAAUUACCUUUGAUUACAUUCAAUAUGGAACUCGAGAAGUUAGAGGACUGUUUAUAUAUGAUUUUGUUGAGUCCUGAAUAUGGAGUUAUAAAAAACCUCGUUUUUUUUUCCGUUGUUUUUUUUGCUUCGGUAGAAAUAACUCAUUCUUACCAUACAAUAUACCUGUAGUGAUUUAUGAAAUAAUUCAAACUGUUCAAUGUUUUCUCACAAUUGAUGUACUGGGACAAUUAUUUUAUAUUACCGUAGAAUAAAAUGAACUCAAAAGCACAUUUUAACAGCAAUAAAAUAAACAUUCUUAAGCAUGUACAAAAUGAAAGUAUUGAGAAUAACUCCAUUUGAAAUCCAUUUUGAUACAUAUUCUGCAUCAAAAUUGAGGGAAACACCUUAUAUACAUAGGAGGUUUGUUUUGAUAUGUUAAUUAUACGUCUUUGCAAGCAUUGCUGUUAUACAAAACAAAUAUACAUGUAUACCACAAGUUCUUUUAUUUAAUUACCAACUGGUCAAAUUAAUGGAAUGCUCUGUUUGUAAUCUGUAAAGAUGCUACAUUUAUGCCAUCAAAAAGAGAGAGCAAGGAUUGCUUUAGUACACCUUUGAUAAAAUACUGGUAUUCAUCGAUUGGCUAAUUUUAAAAUUUAAAGAUGAAGUAACUCUUACUAUUUUUUUAAUCGAGUUACUUCCCUUUGGCAGCCAUGCCAGUUCUUAUUGUUAUUUUGAGGCUGAUUGACAGCAUCAUCUCAUGAUCUGGUGUUUAGGUAUAGCUGUAGCAUUCCAGUAAUAUUAUUUACUAUUUUUCUGUGGGAUAUACUUUACUCUUUGACAAUUUAUACUGUUAUCGGUCUCUUUUUAAUGGGUUGUUAUAAUUAAUGGUAAAUUUUGUUAUAUUACGAUAUUUGUGUACAUACAUAAAAAGUGAGGUGUGCAUUGAUAUUUGGAUGAAUGGACCUAUAAAGUCUGUGAUGUGAAGAAAUUUGUGAAGUAUUUAAUCUCGAGAAAUAAUAACCAGAACCA
Messenger RNA from Mercenaria mercenaria, 1928 nucleotides. RefSeq names its product transmembrane protein 59-like. The record is from RefSeq and is a predicted model, not a curated record. Bases 68 to 850 code for a protein of 260 amino acids. The transcript is spliced from 6 exons. NCBI's taxonomy places the organism in Eukaryota, Metazoa, Mollusca, Bivalvia, Venerida, Veneridae.